Brugia malayi is the source of this 2589-nucleotide messenger RNA. RefSeq lists its product as uncharacterized. The transcript has 21 exons. Bases 1 to 2589 code for a protein of 862 amino acids. Gene Ontology annotation, molecular function: protein binding. The record is from RefSeq and is a predicted model, not a curated record. Lineage: Eukaryota; Metazoa; Nematoda; Chromadorea; Rhabditida; Onchocercidae.
AUGGCAGCAGGUGAGACUGAAACAAAACAGAACGAAGAUUUAGAAUGCUGCAUAAUGAAUUUAGAUUUUGAUGCAAAAAAAUUCACCGAAUUGGAAGAUUUGCAAAUUACUGGUAAAUUACAAGAAGUUGGCCAUAUUGUUGCUAAACAUUUGGAUAAUGAACAUUUGAUGCAGUAUAUAACACGAUUCCGGAAACAACAGAAUCGUUUAAAUGCAGCAAUGGCAGCCAUUGAAGAAAAUCAAUUGAAAAAAUUGAAAAAUUUACUUGACAGUUUGAGUUUAAUUCAUUUUGCAGUAUGCAAAGAGCGUCAUGAAAUUGUUGAAUAUCUUGCAAGUGUUUUUCCAAAAAGUAUCGAUAUUUUAGAUGCGAAUGGUCGAGCAGCAGUGCACUAUGCAGCAAUACAAAAGAAUGCAAUUUAUGAUACAUUGAUUGAUUGUGGAGCAGAUGGUUCACUUCCUGAUAGCAUUGGUGUAACAGCUGCACAAUAUCGAGAAAAUUCCAAUGCUAUGAUACCAUCACCAUUGACAUCAUCAACAAAUGCUGAUCUAAUUUUCAAACGAUAUUCGCUUAGUGAAAAUUUAUAUGAUCCUGUGAAUCAAUGGCUCGAAGAUGGUAAUGUUAAACAAUUGGAGCAAAUUUUUCUUGAUGGCCGUGGUUAUCUGUUAGCUGAUAAAAUUUCAAAUGAUAUAGCUACAAGUCAAUUUCUUAAAGGAUCAUCUAAAUAUCAAGAUAAAAUUGAUAUGAUUCAUAAGGCAGCAGAGGAAGGUGAUAUUGAACAAAUGAUUGCAUUAAUUGAUAAUGAUAAAUUUUCGGUUGCACGCGAUCGAUAUGGUAUGACACCUUUACAUAUAGCUAUAUUACAUGGACAAACAAAUACAGUUCGCUAUUUGUUAGCCAAAUAUCCAUCUUGUGUUAAUGCUACCAAUCAUACUGGUCGAACAGCAUUACAUUAUGCUUUUGCAAAUCGAGCUAAUGAAGUUAUGGUAAAUAUGCUACAAAAAGCUGGCGCUGAUGCAUUUAUUGAAGAUAAGUUUGGCCAUACAGCACUUUAUUAUCAAAAUAAUGAAAAUCAAUUAGAUGUUAAAAUGAUGAUUAAAGACAAUGAUCAAAUGAAUGAACUUCUUACAGGUCAAAUGAGUGGACCACUUUUACAAGAAUUGGAAGAGGAUAUAUCAGAAUGGAUUCAUACUAGUAAUUUGAGAAGAUUAGAUGAUUUGGUGCUAAAUGGUUAUGCUAAUUUAUUAUCCGGUCGAACAUAUGAAGUUGAUGAUCCGGAUAUACGUCGUUUCCUGGAUACAUUACCACAAUAUCAGAAUAAAAUUGAUGCAAUACAUAAAGCUAUUGAAGCAGAUAAUUUACGAACAAUUAAAAUAUUAAUAGAUCGUAAGAAGAUGGCAUUUUGUCGUGAUGCUCGACAUUUAACACCAUUACAUAAAGCGAUCGUUUUGAAUCAAAUUGAUAUUGCUAAAUUUUUAAUUAAAAAUUAUCCACAAGUAACAAAUGCAUUAGAUGAGAAUAAACGAACGCCACUUCAUUAUGCAGCUGCUUUAUCUGAUGGUGGUUAUAUGUAUAAAAAAAUGCGUGAUGUUGGAGCUAAUUCAAAGAUUUGUGAUUGUAAUGGUCGAAAACCAAGUUAUUAUUUAAAUAAUCCCGAGGAAAUUGAUUUGAAAGCAAUUAACGCUGAUAGAGAAAUUAUCUUGGAUGAAAUUAUCCGUAGUCGUAUAACAACAUCUUAUUUGCAAUCAAAUAUUCGUCAAUGGCUUCAUGAUGGUAAUAUUAGUAAAUUAGAGCAAUUGGUACUUUCCGGAUGUGGUGAUUUACUUUUUGGUCAUACAACAAGUAAUUCAAAUUCAAAUAUUUUCCUCAAUCAGUUGAAUACUUAUCUGGAUGAAAUUGAUGAAAUUCAUAAAGCAAUUAAAAGAAGUGAUUUAAAACGAGUAAAAGAGUUAAUUAAUUCAAAAAAGUUAGCAAUAGCACGAAAUCGACUUGGUCAUACGCCACUUCAUACAGCAAUUAUUUAUGAACAAACUGAAAUAAUUCGUCAUAUUGUAUCAAAUUUUCCAUCUGUAUUAAAUGCUUCUGAUUAUAAUAGACGUACACCAAUGCAUUAUGCAGCAGCUACCCGUGAUGGUGGUCAUUAUGUAAAAAUUUUAAUUAAAGCUGGGGCUGAUUCAAAAGCAACAGAUAAUGAAGGUCAUACGCCACAUUAUUAUGGUCUUAACAAUGUGAUUAAUUUGGAAUUGUUAAAAGAGACUGAUAAUAACGAUGAUAAUAAUGCUAUAUCAGAGAAUUUCAUUCCUGAACAACCCCAAUUACAUACCGAUUCUGUAUUGAGUAGUGGUUCAGCAUCUGUUAUCAGUUCAUCAAAUGUAUCACCACGUGGAAGAGAGCAAAAUGAAACAGAUGAUGAGGAUAAAUUUGAAUACGAUGAAAUUGUAUCACCAACUAGCAGUAAUGCUGUUUAUUUGGCAAGAACUAUUGCACCAAUUCUUACUAAAGCACUUACUGAGACAUUGCUGCGAAGACCGAUUGAUCCGAUCGCUUUUAUCGCUAAUUGGCUCACUCAAUAUCGUGAGAAAAAUCCAUAG